Molecule: messenger RNA, 336 nt
Organism: Paramecium octaurelia
Lineage: Eukaryota; Ciliophora; Oligohymenophorea; Peniculida; Parameciidae
Source: the annotation of a GenBank genome assembly
AUGUAAGAAGAAAUUAUGGAAGUGAAUAAAUCCACAUUAAUGAUAUAAUAGUUAAACAGGGAUCUCUUAAUAGAAAUGGAAUAAUAAAGGAGAUUUUCUGAUAUUCUUACAAAACAGAUAGAAUUUUAUCUCAUAAAGCAAAUGAAAAACACCAUAUUAGUUUGUAAUUAUACAUUUGGUUUAACUUUUUUGUUUAUUUAUUUCAUUUCCACAACAAUACAUAUCAUAUAUGUGCAAAGAAGAUACAAAAAUUGUAUCUUAGGACUUGUAACUUUAACUGAAGAUUUAUUGAAUGACAAAACUAACCUUAAUCUAUUGAAGAGAUUGAGUAAAUGA